Molecule: messenger RNA, 2310 nt
Organism: Adineta steineri
Lineage: Eukaryota; Metazoa; Rotifera; Eurotatoria; Adinetida; Adinetidae
Source: the annotation of a GenBank genome assembly
AUGGCUUCUCAAUCAAUUAUCAAUAAUAUCAUCUCUACACCAUUAUCGUCAUCAAUACCAAAAGACAACAAUAUUGGUUAUUCAAACAAUUAUUUCCUAUAUGUUGAUAAAUUAAUGGAUACUGAAAAUACAAAUGAUGAACAAAAUCAAUCAAUAUCAAAAGGAACAAUUCAAACAAAAUUACGUAUGAAAGAACGUAGUCGUUCACAAACAACACCAACAAAUACUGAUAUAAAUGAUCCAGAAAAUUUAGAUUAUGAAGAUAUUGAUGAUAAUCAUCAAGUUAAGCAAAUUCAUAAUUCGGUGAAGAAAAUAAAUGAUGAAGAAAAAUCAUCAGUUGAUAUUCAAGAUGAAGAAGAAGAUAAGACAUUAAAUAAUCAACAGAAGAUAAAUAAUGGUUCAUCAAAUAAUCAAGCAGCAGCAAGUGAUGAAGGAGAAGUGGAUGAAGCUGAUUUAGAAGAUGGAGAGAUUCAUGAUCCAAGUACAACAAAAAAUGAUAAUGCAUCAUCUGAUGAACAAUCAUUAGAUCAAAAUCGUAAUCAAACAAAUACUGGUGUACCAUCAUCACCUCAAGCUAAAGUACAUUAUCUAAAUAAUGCACCUGUUGUUGAUGGUAUAUCAUCAUUAAAUAAUGAUAUUUCACCACCAUCAUCAGCUAGUAUUUCUACACCACAACCAACGAAUAAUUCAUGGAUCUCACCACAAGCAACAACUAUUGCACCUACAUUUUUCCCAAAUCCAAUUCUUCGUGGUCAAGCUCCACCAUCUGGUAUGCCCCUUGUGCCACCAAGUGGUACAGAAUCAGCAUGGGAACGUGGAUUACGUUCAGCAAAAACUCUUCGUGAACAAUCUAUGCGACGUAAACAACAAGAUAAAGAUUUCAAUGAUAAAAAAUUUAAUUUAACUAUACGUGAUGCACUUGAUGAAAGAGAAGCAGAUGAUAAUCUUUUAAAUAUUGAUCGACCAUCUUUAAUGGAUUACGAUCAAUCUGGAUCGAAUUAUAUUGAUCAACGUGGUUAUUCAGAUAGAUAUCAUCCAUAUAUGUAUUCAAAUUCAUCUAACAAUUCUCACUAUAAUAAUAAUAAUCAUCAUCGAAUGAAUAAUAAUAAUAAUAAUUCUCGACAUAAUCAAAUGUCUUCAACAAAUGAUCAUCUUGCUCGUCGAUCACGGCAUUCCAAUGAUUAUACUGAUUCACGAAAUGAUAAUCGAAAUCGAAAAGAUAAAUUAUCAACAAAAGAUAAUAAAUCAACAUCGAAAAGAGAUGAUGUAUUACCUUAUAAACGUAAUCCAUCUCAACAACAGUAUGUAUCCGGUUCACAUCAUAAUAAUGAUGAACAAUUACAUCCUAAUCCGUACAAUAAUCGACGAGGAGAUGAUUGGCAUGAUCCAUGGGAUAGAUCACGAAAUCAUGGUGGCGGUGGUAGUAAUCGUCGUUCAUCAGGUGGUGGUCGAGAAGUAUCUUAUUCAUCAUCAUCAGCGUCAUCUUCCAGAUCGAGAUCAAGAAGUCGACCAAAACGUCGUUCACCUUCUGUAACACGUGCAACAAAAUCAACACCAACAACAAAAUCAUCCGAAAUGGCUAAAAAUGGCAAUGAUAAAAAAUCCAAUGGAAAUAAAAAAUUAGUCUCACCAUCAGCAACGACAAAUAAAUUUCUUCCUGGUCGACAAAUAUCAAGUCAUACAUUGAAAAAAGCAGAAAAAAGUAGUAUUAGCAGUAAUUCAACAACUAAUAAUCAUUCGAAAGAUCAACGCGGAAAAGAUUCAGAUAUAAAUACAAAAAAACAAUUAAAAAAAGAAAACAUAAAUCGAUCGGAUAGUACUAGUUCAUCAUCAUCAUCGGAUAGCGAUACAAAUCGUGUAACACAUCGAUCGUCUAGUUCAUCAUCGGAUAGUUCAAGUUCAGAAAAUGAUACACGAACAUCAGCUAAAACAAAAACAGCUUCAAGUGGAACUAAAGCAUCAGUUGGUAGUAGCAGUCAUUCAACAAAAUCAGUUAGUCGACAAGUAUCUUCAUCGUCAGGUGGUGCUGGUAGUAAAAAUACAAGUACAAAAUCAAAAACUGAUUCUACAGUUCGAGGAUCAUCGAAAACAAAAGAAUCAGCAUCAACAUCAUCUAAGAAACGACGUGAUACUUCAUCAUCGACAGGUGCAACUAAAAAAACAAAAUUAAAUACGGAUUCUCAUAAAUCAUCAACUGAUGCAAGUAAUGCAGAAAAUUCUGAUUCUAUAAUAAAAGCAUUAGUUUUAAUUAUCUAUUUUGUAUAUUUCUCAAUGUCAAGAUCAUCAUAUAUUCUGAUUGGUCAUCCAUAG